UCCUGUUACAUUCCUGCUAUUGUGGGCUGGCCGAGUCUGCCUGUCAAAUAACGGGGAUCUUGAUUCCACUACGACAUUUUAAUACCUAACCGGUUCCACCAACUGUUUUCUCCCUCCGGACUUUUCUUUGUCGCUCGUCGCUCUUGUUACAUUUCUAGGCUGGCCCGCAAGUUUGCUGACGAAAUGCGGAUAUUGUCCUUUUCACGACUCACCCUGAUCGGUUUGGGCCUCUGGCCCGCGCAGGCCCUCGCAGCCGACACCCUCAGCACCGAUGGCGUAUCUACCUGCCUGACUGGCUCUGAUAUCGAGGUCCAGAAGAUGCAUAUCACUUACACGAAAUCCACAAGACAAGUCGUUUUCGAUGUGUCGGGAACGAACGAGAAAGCGCAGAAUGUCACUGCGUCUUUGGAGGUCUACGCCUAUGGUAACGAAGUAUACACGAAGGAAUUUGAUCCUUGCAGCAGUGACAACCAUGUCGCUGAAUUGUGUCCUGUUCCUUCCGGCACCUUCUCAGCAACUGGAUCCCAGGAGAUCCCCGAGUCGUUCGCGAGCCAAAUUCCGUCUAUCGCCUUCGCCAUACCCGACUUGGAUGGGCAAGCAAAGCUUCAGCUGAAAUCGAAGGAUGAUGGUAAAGAGGUUGCCUGUAUCCAGUCGACUUUGUCGAACGGCAAGUCGAUGCAAAUCCCCGGUGUUUCCUAUGCCGCUGCCGGUGUGGCAGGCGCAGCCCUCGCGCUGAGCGGGCUAUCUGCCAUAAGCGCCGCAGGUCACCCCGGCGCUCACUCGUCUAGCCCCGGCUUUGGUGAUGUAAUGGGGUGGUUCCACACCAUGGCUACAAAUGGUAUGCUGAGUGUGAAUUACCCCACCGUGUACCGCAGCUUCUCCAAGAAUUUUGGCUUCAGCACUGGGUUGAUACCGUGGGGACAGAUGCAGCAGUCCAUCGAUAACUUCAGACAGUCCACCGGUGGCAACCUCACGCAGGCCAGUUACGAGUUUCUCCGCAACGCAACGCUUGAUUAUAGUGAUGGCUCGUCGAACUCGAGUUCCAAGACCAAGCGAGGGUGGAACAUGGUCGUAGGAGCCGUGGAGCUGGCUGCACGGGAUCUUACGACUUCAUAUGACAGCUCGACGUCGGGCAAUGACACGAGCGAUACUACAAGUGAAUUUAAGAAGACCGUGUCCGGAAUUGAGGCCUUCGCGGCGCAACUCACCGUGCCGCAAGCGAACAUCUUCAUGACGGUUUUGUUGAUCUUCGCUAUUGUCGUUGCCGCCAUCGCCGUGGGCAUCCUGCUUGUCAAGGUCAUCCUUGAGUUGUGGGCCCUCUACGGCUCCUUUCCCAAGCGGCUCACGGACUUCCGCAAAGACUACUGGGGCAUCAUGGCUCGGACCAUCACCAACUUGAUCCUCAUUCUAUACAGCAUUUGGGUGUUAUAUUGCGUCUAUCAGCUUACUAAUGGAGACUCCUGGGCAGUAAAGAUUCUGGCAGGUGUCACGCUUGCCCUGUUUACGGCCGUUCUGUUAUUCUUUGGUUUCCGGAUCACCCACCUGGCACGCAAGUAUAAGAAAUCGGAGGGAGACGCUUCAAGUCUGUAUGACAACCGAGACACCUGGCGCAAGUACAGCCUCUUCUACGACAACUACAAAAAGGACUACUGGUGGCUGUUUGUCCCCGUGAUUGUGUACAUGUUCGCCAAAGGAUGUAUCAUCGCGGCCGGUAAUGGCCACGGGUUGGUGCAGUCUGCGGGCCAACUCAUUGUCGAAGCGCUCAUGUUGGCUCUCCUGCUUUGGAAUCGGCCGUACAUUGGCAGGUCGAGUCAAUGGAUUAACAUCAGCAUCCAGGUGGUCCGCGUAUUGUCGGUCGCCUGUGUUUUGAUUUUCGUCGAGGAACUUGGCCUUUCGCAGACGACCAAGACCGUCACCGGAAUUGUGCUCAUCGUCGUGCAGUCCGUUUUGACGGGUAUUCUAGCUAUCCUAAUUGCUACGAACACCAUCAUCCACUGCUGCCGCGAGAACCCCCAUGCCAAGCGGAGAAAGGAAGCCGAAAAACUGGACCGGGAUAUGGAUGAUCUCACUCCGUUGGAUGCGAGGGAGUCGCUUUUGAUGGAUCACCCGCCACGCAAAGACUACGCUGAGAUGAGUAAAUUCAACUUCACCGGUCCCUACGAGCCUUAUCGCGACCAGCAUGAUCCUACCUCACGACACAGUGCCACGGGGAGUACAGACCGUCUAGUAGACCCCGCUAACGGCUUGGACGAUCGACAUGGUCGAAGCUUGAGCCGACAAAGCCGAGAGUCUCGGGGGUCUCCUGAUGGGCGCAAAGCGACCACUCCGGGAUAUGGGUUUGCCUAUUAAACCCAUCCGAUCGCACGGGCUGUUAUGAUAUAUACCAUUGUACAUUUCUGUUUCCCUCCCUUUGUUUGUUGUGUUUCCUCUCCCUCUUUUCAUUCUUGAUUUCUUGCCCUGUCACCGCAAUUGCUCCUUUCACUCCCUCUCUUUUUUCUUUC
Aspergillus steynii IBT 23096 is the source of this 2501-nucleotide messenger RNA. Its product is annotated as transient receptor potential ion channel family protein. Lineage: Eukaryota; Fungi; Ascomycota; Eurotiomycetes; Eurotiales; Aspergillaceae. The record is from RefSeq and is a predicted model, not a curated record. The coding region runs from base 184 to 2349 and encodes 721 amino acids. The transcript has 3 exons. Gene Ontology annotation, biological process: fungal-type cell wall biogenesis; transmembrane transport.